GCGCCCUCUCUCACAAUUAAGACACUGGGCUGCGAUUGACUCCAAAGACUAACGAAGGUUGUCUUUCGCAAGAAACAAAAAAGUUUUGGAUAUGGGUAAUUUACUUCCUCUUGACUCACACAGGAAGCAGCAAAUUGAAGACAUUGCAGAAGAAUUUUUAAAGGAAUUCACCAUAGCUUACAACACAGCCUAUGGAGUUGAAUACACAAAGACAACCUUGAAGGAAAUAGACGCUGAAUCAUUUGCAGAGGAAAAGCCAACAUUUCAGCUAUUGCAAAGAUCAUGGGAUAGCUUUAAGGGUCCUCUGAAGAUGGGAUACCUUACCAAAAGAGGAGCAGUGGUGAAAAACUGGAAGAAGCGUCAUUUUGUUGUGAAUCCUGAUUACUCUGUGGACUAUUUUGAAACUGAAGAGGCAUUUGAAAAAGGCUUUAAGCCCAAAGGCACCAUCUUUCCAUGUGGUUAUGAAGUAAAUGCUGAUCUGGAUGAAACAAUGGCAGAAAGAGUCAAAAACCUUGCAAAAAUGAUGAAGGUGGAUGAGAAGGAGUUACCCACUCCGGAGAAGUAUCCUGAGCAUACAUUUGAGGUGGGUCACUCAAGAAGAAGAGCAUAUCUAAUCACAGCUGAGAAUGAGGAAGACAAAAAAGCCUGGGUUGAAACAUUUAAAGUUUGCUGCAGAAAAGCUUCGGGAUUGAGGAGUGAGGAUCCAGUGGGCCGUGAAGCUUUCAAGGUCGCUAUCUGGAAGACGUACUGGAGGUACAGAGUUACAGGCACUGAGGAGCAGAUUCUCAGUGAUAUCCUCGUGGACAGGAUCAAUUAUCGAGUGAUGUCUGAUGUUUAUGCUGACAUUCCAGGAGGCUGGACAAUAAAGCAAAAGAUCAGAGAACAGGUUGUGAAGACACUUGAUUCUCUUGUAAUGGCCAUGGUGAUUCCAUCAUGGAAAGGAAUGCAGGAAUCUUCUCAACAAAUGAAAACGGUCCUCGAGCCAACCAUCAAAAGUAAGAAGGACGAACUGGCUGCAGUGCAACGCAAAGUCAUGUGGGACUUAUCAGAACUUUUAAAAAGCUCAAUGGAAAAAGUUCUGAAAGACAUGGAAGAGAUGUUGAAAGAGAUAGUUGAUCUGUUAAAACCCAAGAUGGAACAAGGUUUGGCAGAGUUGAGGAAAAUCUUCAUCAAGAAAGUGGAUGAAGUGAUUGAGAAAGCCAAGAGCACUAAUGAAAUUGAAGCAUCUUUGCCCUCAUUUUUCCUGACGUUGGACAAAGCUCCACGCUCGUGGUCUGUGCUCUAUGAUGCUUUAGUUCAUAUUCGUUUUGUAAGCACGUUGCAUGAAAAGUUUAGAGAGCGCAUCAAUAAUUUGAAUGGUCAUCUGGUGACAGACAUAGGAACUGAUAAACUGGCUCAGUUUCUGGAUUCAGCCGUGUUUACCUUUGAGGAGCGUUUCAAUGAAGGAAUCUCUGGUACUGAUGCCAAAGCAAACGGUGAAACUGCCGCAGACGUUAUGAAAGUUGUCAAAGAGGAAGUGUUGUUGAAAUAUGACGAGGACCAGAAAAUUGUCCUGGACCAGUACCUGAUGGAAUCAAUGCUGUGCAUGCUGGUACCACACACCCACAGCUUGACUGAUCAAGUCUGUAAACCAAUGAUUAAACCAGUAGAGAGCAGUAUCCCAGACCCCCUCCGACAGGCUAUUUCACUCAGCGACAAGUAUGACACUUAUGUGGAGACUAGCAUACGGGACACGAUCAAGAAAGUUUGUGGAAUAGGGGGAGCCGCGGUGGGAAAAACAGAGCAACCGAAAGCUGACGAACCGAAAGCUGACGAACCGAAAGCGGAUGAACCGAAAACUGAUGAACCGAAAGCUGAAGAACCGAAAGCUGAUGAACCGAAAGCUGAAGAACCGAAAGCUGAAGAACCGAAAGCUGAUGAACCGAAAGCUGAAGAACCGAAAGCUGAUGAACCGAAAGCUGAAGAACCGAAAGUUGAAGAACCGAAAGCCGAUGAACCAAAAGCCGACGAACCGAAAGCCGAUGAACCAAAAGCCGACGAACCGAAAGCUGAUGAACCGAAAGCUGAUGAACCGAAAGCUGAAGAACCGAAAGCUGAUGAACCGAAAGCUGAAGAACCGAAAGCUGAUGAACCGAAAGCCGACGAACCGAAAGCUGAAGAACCGAAAGCCGACGAACAGACGGCCGAGGAGAAACCGAGUGAAGUUGGAGAAAAAGCGAAUGAACCCGAAGCUGAAGCGGAAGAGAAAACAUGCGAAGAAACAACUGAACUUUAGGAAGACUGACAUUAAAUUUCUGAAUGAGUAAUGUGAUCAACACCCAGCAGUCCAGUGAUUAUUUCCUAAAUUUUCCCUCAUUAUCUUGAAACAUGCAGGUUAUGAAAAACCAAGGACUUGAUUGUAUGAGAAAUGUGUUGACUUAGGCUCAAUUUCUCCCGAAAAGACUUUUUAAAGAAGUAAUCAUAUGGUAUUAUCAAGAGUUUUAGAUAAUGUAAAUGUUAAUAUCGACUAUGGGACAUGAACGUUUAAAGCAACUGCUACAACCUGGUAAUUAUUUGGAAACAUUUUCAGGAGUCACCGAUAUCCACUCUACAGCAAAUAGAUUCUUUUCAGCCUGUUUCUUUGUUUUUUUUUUUUUCUUUUUUUUUUUUUCCUUUGAAGAUUCAUGAUCUUUUGACGCGUGAAAAGAACCGUCUGCCUUGUGUCGCUCGGGUUUUUUUAAAAGGAUUAUUUUUCUAUCAUACGUUUGAAGGAAAGAGAUCGUCGAACUGCGAACGGAAACUCCUCCAAAGUAACAAUGAAAGAGAGAGGAAGUUUUGAAUAGCGCAUCCAGUUGCUUGCACUAUAGUAAGGACAUGAUAUAUUUUUGUAUUAACUGUUAUUUUUAUGUAGAAAGAGUAAAUAUAAACUCCGAUUGUUUUGAAGUAUAA
Molecule: messenger RNA, 2928 nt
Organism: Orbicella faveolata
Lineage: Eukaryota; Metazoa; Cnidaria; Anthozoa; Scleractinia; Merulinidae
Product: PH domain-containing protein DDB_G0267786-like
Source: RefSeq, a predicted model, not a curated record